Messenger RNA from Oncorhynchus masou masou (cherry salmon), 1329 nucleotides. Its product is annotated as gap junction alpha-8 protein-like. NCBI's taxonomy places the organism in Eukaryota, Metazoa, Chordata, Actinopteri, Salmoniformes, Salmonidae. Bases 1 to 1329 code for a protein of 442 amino acids. Gene Ontology annotation, biological process: gap junction-mediated intercellular transport; cell-cell signaling. The record is from RefSeq and is a predicted model, not a curated record. Gene Ontology annotation, molecular function: gap junction channel activity. Gene Ontology annotation, cellular component: connexin complex. The transcript has 2 exons.
AUGGGUGACUGGAGCUUUCUGGGUAAUAUUUUAGAGGAAGUGAAUGAGCACUCAACGGUGAUCGGCCGGGUGUGGCUCACGGUCCUCUUCAUCUUCCGCAUCCUCAUCCUGGGUACGGCGGCAGAGUUUGUGUGGGGCGACGAGCAGUCAGACUACGUCUGCAACACGCAGCAGCCGGGUUGCGAGAAUGUGUGUUACGACGAGGCGUUCCCCAUCUCCCACAUCCGCCUGUGGGUUCUGCAGAUCAUCUUUGUGUCCACGCCAUCUCUGGUCUACGUGGGCCAUGCCGUGCACCACGUCCACAUGGAGGAGAAACGCAAGGAGCGUGAGGAGGCCGAGCUGAGUCGCCAACAGGAGCUAAGUGAGGAGCGGCUGCCACUAGCGCCUGACCAGGGCAGUGUGCGCACCACCAAGGAGACCAGCACCAAGGGUAGCAAGAAGUUCAGGCUGGAGGGCACCCUGCUGAGGACCUACAUCUGCCACAUCAUCUUCAAGACGCUGUUCGAAGUGGGUUUCGUAGUGGGCCAGUACUUUCUGUACGGCUUCCGCAUCCUGCCGCUGUACAAGUGCAGCCGCUGGCCCUGCCCCAACACCGUAGACUGCUUCGUGUCCCGGCCAACAGAGAAGACAGUCUUCAUAAUUUUCAUGUUGGCCGUGGCUUGCGUCUCGCUCUUCCUCAACUUUGUGGAGAUCAGCCAUCUGGGCUUGAAGAAGAUCCGCUUUGUCUUCUGGAAGCCAACCCCGGGACAAGCCCAGGGUGAAGGCCUGAGCCCCAUGCCCCCCCCAGGUGGGAUCCUCAAGAGCCUGCCUCCCCUGGCCGUGCCUUCCAUCCAGAGGGCCAAAGGCUACAGGCUGCUGGAGGAGGAGAAAACCCCGUCCGUGACCCACCUCUAUCCUCUGGCAGAGACGUGCAUGGAGGCAGGGAGGUUAACCCCCCUGGCCCCACCCUUCCAGUGCAUGGAGGAGAAGGUGGAAGAACUGAGGCACACGGAGGACAUUUCUAAGGUGUACAAUGAGACCCUGCCCUCCUACGCCCAGACCACCGAGAUAGGGGAGGACACACUACCACUACACCAAGAGGAGGAGGAGCAGCAGGAGGUGGUGGAGGAGGAGGACAAAGAAGAGGAGGAAGUAGUGGAGGAGGAUGUGGAGCAGGAUGAUGCGGUGAAGGAAGUUGUGGUGGUGGAGGAGGCGGUGGUGGUGGACGGGGAAGGGAGACCUCCAACCGAGGCGGAGAUGGAGGUGACGGAUACGAUAGAAGACACCAGACCACUGAGCAGAUUGAGCAAAGCCAGCAGCAGGGCCAGGUCAGACGAUCUCACCGUAUGA